GUGUAUAGCUCGGAUGUAGAAACAGUCGUAAGUCGUUUCGUUAUGUCGCAAAUCAAAACAGAUAACCACGCAUGCGUAAACGUUUCUAUGGUUACCUGGACGCUGUAGAGCUUUUUAAUUUCAGUAUGUCAAAAGGUAAGUUGACCAAGGCCCAGAAGGCGAAGCAGCAGCAAGAGGAGGAGGAGAGGAGGCUGCGUGAGGAAGAGGAAGCACAGCUGCAAGCAGAGAAAGAGGAGCAGGAGAGGUUGGAAAGAGAGAGGAAGGACAAAGAGCUAGAAAGGCUUGAGUUAAAGGACCUCGAGCGCAGAGAAGUUGAGCUGAACGAACUCCGCCAUCUGCUGGAGGAGAAUCAUACUGCAGUAACCAAAUGGAAAACAGAUGCUGUGGAGAAAGCCAAGUGGGAGAGAUACCUGCAUUGUGACGGCACCCCAGACCCUGCGGUGCAGCAGGAGGUCAACACAUAUAUCAGCUUAUGGAGAGAUGACCCAGAGGUCAACGUCACACUCGUUCUCAAACAAUGCAACAUCGCUCUACAGCUGGUGGAGGAGCUGGAGGGUCUGCUCAGAGAUGUUACAGAUCCACAAGAGGGCCACAAGUACCAGGAGGGGCUCAUACAUUUGCAGGAGCUAAUUCACAGUAAACAUCACCUCACCACUGAGGAGAUCCUCAAGAGGGCCAGUGUGAACAGCAACACUGAGACAGGCAACAUGCAGACUGUGGUCCAGGAUGACAACAUUACACUGUGUCUCUGGUGUAACCUCAAUACGAAAUCAAGGUUUGAAGGUUUGAUCUUUGAAGAGACAGGCCUUGGCUUUGAGCUUCCCAAACAGCUGGCUGUGAGCAAUAUUGCUGUCCGGAUCCUCCACACACGUUAUGACCAUCUGUCCUUGCUGGCCAGAAUGGCUCACCUGAGAAUAAACACACCCAGCUACAGGUCUCUUGCAGGCGGUGAGGAGGUUCCAGCAGACAUAGAUGUACCGGAGCAGGGGGAGACAAAACGAGAGGGCGAGGUGAUGGAAGAGAACGAGGUGCAGCAGAGAGUGGACGGGGAGGUGCAGUCCAUCCAAGGCUUUGAAGGGAGGAAAAGUGUAGCCAGCCUACAGUCGGGGAGAGACAGUGUCCAGCCUGCAGAAGGCAGAGGGAGCCAGAUACAGACACAGAUGGAGGCACUCGGUGCUGAGGGGGAAUUGACUUCUUCCCUCGUGCAGCUGACAGUGAUGGACCCCGGUGAGAGUGUCCAGGUGGUGGACUUAAAGCAGUACACUCCUCUGGGCGGGGUCUUCUACUAUGACGUGUUUCACCUCCCGCCACAAGCCCACCAGGUCAAUGGCUGGGAAAUUAGACAGCUGUUGGACAAAGGGCUGCAGGUGUUCCCCUACCCCAUGGAGAAGUCUAACUUUGAUGACAACGAAGUUCUUACCUGCUCUCUUGUUGGUGUGUCUGUGACACUGCCCGAAUCUGUCGUCUUCUUGGAAACUCCCCAAGUGGCUCGCUGGGAUACUGCAGUGAAGCAAUGGAGGAUGGACGGCAUCAUUGACAUGUCUUAUGAUGAGGCAGAGUCCAAAAUCUCAUUCAAGAUGGACUCCUUCCAGGCCUUUGUGCUGAUGCAGGACACAUAUGCCAACCUUCCCUUCCUGAGCUGGGAGCUCAGGCCGUUGGGCCAAGACUCGGCUCUCUUCACCGUCAACGGGGCACUCAGCGAGCUCAGUGUCAGGAUUCAGGGUAAUCAGUGUAUGCUGCAGUCAGAACAAGAGAGAGGUCUCUCUCACCUCACAGGGAAGUGGAUGAGUGGCCCCGCCCUGCAGAGAGCCAUGCUCAACGCAGGCGUCAACAUCUUUGUGAACGAGUACACGGACAAAUACGUCAGCAGCUGCGGCAAGGAUCCACUUACAGAACAUGCUGCCUACGAACAGAUGGCCCUCUUCGCCUCUGCCUGCGCUUUCUCGUGGAGCAAGUGGAAUGCUAAAUGUGGAGCAGAGCAUCUAAUCAUGCAGGUGUGUGAGCACCUCGGCUCUGACCCGGUGCCUAAGAGCUCGUGGAGUCUCUACCUGCUGGGCGCUCAGAGGAGUCAGAAGCUGGAAAUAACAGAGAAGAGUGAGGCUUUCUCUCCGGACCUAUAUCCCGGCAGUGAGUUUCACUCGACCUUUAUCCACAUGCUCCAGGACAACAUGAGCACUGAUGGCAGAGCCAGGGCCAGAGAAUCCAACUAUCUGUUCAUCGACACAGUACAGAGCCUGCUCUGUGCCACCAGACCGCUGAUGUAUUCGUAAACUGUGUGAACCUUAUAAACCUUAUAAAAACAAAUUAAAGACAUUUUAGAAUACCUGAAUUUGAAAUGUACAUCUGGAUGCACAUAAGAACACACAUCUUCUAUUGUAGAAUUUGCUACUUUAUUUGUGCAAAGUUUCACACAUCUUUGGAACAUACAAAAGAAUAUGAAGUUGAAAACGGUGACAAACACAGCAAGAACUUAAGAGGAAAAUAAAAUAAAAACCUUUGGUGUAAAGACUAACAAUGUAGAAUUAUAACUUAACAAAAAUAAACAGAUAUUCACAUAUCCCCACUCAAAACUAACAAACUCAUAAAUAUAGAUUUCAAACACUUAAAAACACUUAAACUGAAAGUGUUAUUACCAGUGCUUAGACUUAAAGGUUAUAAAAUGUCCUCUUCAAAA
This is a messenger RNA of Cottoperca gobio, 2674 nucleotides long. It is a transcript of the gene dnai7, whose product is annotated as dynein axonemal intermediate chain 7. Gene Ontology annotation, molecular function: beta-tubulin binding; microtubule binding. The record is from RefSeq and is a predicted model, not a curated record. NCBI's taxonomy places the organism in Eukaryota, Metazoa, Chordata, Actinopteri, Perciformes, Bovichtidae. Gene Ontology annotation, cellular component: axoneme.